AUGUCUAGACCAAUUCCCUGUAAAAACUUUCUCACGAGGAGCGCCAGCUCCCGUUUGGGGCCCAGGCUCCGACCUCUGCUACCCUUAAAUCCGCCCAUAUCGGCGCCAAAAGUCCAAAAAGAGAGAAUCAGACCUUACAGCAGUGUAGAGCUCGAGUCGAGGAUCACAUCGGUACCAGAAACGCUACGGCUGAAGCUACCGGCGCCUACAUUGAUGGCCUCUGAGCUUCGAAGCCGGAUUCCGCAGAAAGCCACCAGUCUGGCCCUAAAAGAUCUGCCGCUGAGCAUUUUCGACAUCUUUCUAGAUGCAAUUUACAUGUGUUCGGGCCCAAAUGCGGACAAGGCGUACGAAGUCAUGCUAGAAUCAUGGCAAACGGCUUUUGCAGACGGUGGCGCCGAUCGGGCCACCAAACAGCGGUUCAUGGAAUAUAAAGAUACAGUCAUCCACAUUAUGAUAAACAGAGCAGACUACGAUGCCUAUAAGCGCAUUUUGGUGCCGACAUUGAAGGUGGGCCGGCCCGUAUCUGGUGUAGAGCUAGUGAUGAAGACGUUCAAGUUCCAGCGCGACAAAACAUUGAAUGCUGUGAUCAUCUCCAACCGAGCCAUCGAUUUCUUCAAUUCUCCUCGAACGCCCACGUACGAAAAGCACAAGAUGCUCGCCAUUUGGCUCAGGAAAACGCUCUUGUACUCGGGUGACACCACAGACUUGGGCGACACCCUUUCCAAAUUCUUGGACUUUGCCCAGGCUAUCGGGCCAAUCAAUUUCCGCACCACAGACCCACAUCUGCAUUUAUACUACAAGGCGUUCCGAUUGUUGGCCGCUCCCAAGAAAAAGAACAUGUACUACACUCCUCUCAUGAAAAUGAAGAAGAUCUUUCAAAUUCACACCACAUUUAACGAAUUCAACGAGUUUCUCACCUGCCUCAUGGAAGCCAACGUCUCCGAAGACUCCAAGGCCACGACCAUUGCCUGGCGUAUGAAGUCGGAUCUCUCUCUACAGAACAACUUGGACACCAGGACGUCGAAGGAUUUGACGCUUCUCAUGCAAGCAUACUUGAACCUCCGCGAAUAUCCGAAGAUUCUUUCUGUGCAUCUGCAGUUUCCAAACCUCCAUGACGACAGUCAGAUCGAGAUCUUGCUAAAAAUGUACGCCCAGACAAAAGACUGGAAGGCUCUCCAGGAGCAUUUCGAAGGCAUGUACGGUAUGGGCGACCUCCCUCGCCUGGUACAUUACACCAUUGUGAUGGAAGCGCUCGUCUCCAUGGGCGCUCGUCAAGAGAUCGAGCAGUUGAUGACGCAGCUCCAUCUGCGAAACUUGAAGCCUAACGUGUUCAUGUAUGGGUCUCUCAUCCGUUCGGCGCUCAACGAAAAUGACUCCGAAGCUGUCACCAAGUAUUUUGAGGAGUUCUCGAAGCAAGUCAAGUCGCAAAAGAUCCCCAACGUCCAAGUGGCUAAGUUGCAGCCAUUGAGGUUGGAAGCCAUCGCUAAAACAGCAGAUCGUCAGACGAUGAUCAGUGCAGUGCUGGCGACUCUUGACGAGUCACUUGAUCCCAGCUCUUCUCUUCACAAAGAAGAGGUGAUCCUCACGGCUUUGAAAUAUUCGGCAUCGCUUUACUCCCUCGAACUUUUCGAAAAGUCAUACCAGGCGGCUUGCAAACUCGACCUUUUCACCGACAAUGUGUACUUUGCAAGUAUAACAUUCCUCACCAAAAUGGGACUAUACGAGAGAGCGGAAACCAUGGCUCUAGAGGCACAUCAGAACUCUGACGUUCCGUACCAAAACUCGCGGAUUUUCAGUGCCCAGUUGAAAAACCUCAGGGUCUGGGCAGCCGAAACUCCAGACAAUAUAUUCAAGCACCGUCUCUAUGCGGAAAUAGGCGUUAUCAUGCGGCAAGUCAAUGCGGGCCAAGCUAGCCGAAAUGAUAUCGAGGAAUUGAUGACGGAAUGCGCCAAGUAUGAGCUUUCCACCAGUGAACCUGCAGCCGCUGAGCGGUAUUUGGUCUCCAUUCAAAGACCCAAAGACCUUGUGGAAAGACAUUAUCUCCCAUUGUUUCGCUACUACGACAACAGUCUCAACCACGAUUCAAGCAAGAAGAUCCUUGAGCUUUAUGGGGCUUUGGUGAAGAAAAACACCACCAUCAGCGCACAAUUGUACUUUUACGUGAUCAAGGCGCUUGUUAAACUCGAGGGCAACGAGGCCACUUCGGACAAUGCUAUCGGGCUACUCAAACCAGUCAUGAACAUGUACGGUCUCACCAAAAAGGGCGCCGAGAACAAACUGAUCACAAGCAUGGAACUCACAAAGCAAGCAGCAUCGAUUGUACAGAUCUUGAAGCAUUGUCUCACUAGCUUUGGAGCCAAUGACAAAACAACCUCACAGUUUGUGAACAAAGCGCUCGAGAACCUCCAAUCAAAACUUGGCAAGGAUAUCAACAUCGAAUACCGCCGCGAGCUCUACCACCGUCUCGCUGAAAUCUGUUUUGCCAAUGGGUAUCCAGCCACAGCCGUAGGAAUCCUAGAUGCUGCAAUGUUUGAGUAUCAUGAGAUAUGGCGCCUGAUGCCCCUCACUCAAAAACGUCCUAAGCUUCUAUUGAUUAGGUACAGUGAAGCCAUUGAACUCAAGGUCAAGCUUCUUCGAGCCCUUCGUAUGCCUACAAGUGACUACGAGGCGAUUCUCGAAGACCUUAACAAGAUGCAUGUCCCUAUCCCAAGACCAGUCAUGGACUUGUUAUUUGAGCGUGUCAUAGGUUCCUCUAUGAGCGCCGAAGCCUUCCAAAUCGUGAUGGGUGCCGUUGAAAACUUCUUGGUGCAAGGCAGCAUGGCCGAUAUCCGAUUGUCACGUCUCAUCAGCAAUGUGUACCGCCGGUACAUAUGCUACAUGCUCGAGCGAAACUCAGCACUGGACUUGAACCAGAGAUUCAAGGCUUUCAAUCACCUCUAUGGAGUAGACGCCGAGACCGUGAAGUCGCUUUUGGCACCAGUGUCAGACCAAAGACAGGCGCUUAUACAAGAACUCCUGAAGCUCCCGAAAAGCGUCACUGUUCCCUUUGAGACGCUUGUUUCUCAUCCCUCUCACUUAUUUGUGCCGUUCCGCGCGAGCUGGCAGAUCAACAGUCUCAAUCCAUUGCACGCAACCAAGCUAGUACAGCUUCUUGAGCAUUUCUGCGAGGACAACAAGCCGCUUUCCUAUUCGUUGUACGAACAAUACCCCGAGACGUUUGAGUACCUCCUUCUCUUCCGAGACGAAAAAUACCGGUUGACCGCUUUCCAAGAAGAGGUCUACAAGCUUUCUGGAGGAUACGAGCGUGGGCUGCGGGAACACCGUCAAGAGGUGAUCGACCUCAUGGACGCACACUGCCGAUAG
This is a messenger RNA of Australozyma saopauloensis, 3363 nucleotides long. RefSeq lists its product as uncharacterized. The record is from RefSeq and is a predicted model, not a curated record. NCBI's taxonomy places the organism in Eukaryota, Fungi, Ascomycota, Pichiomycetes, Serinales, Metschnikowiaceae. Gene Ontology annotation, molecular function: protein binding. The transcript has a single exon. Bases 1 to 3363 code for a protein of 1120 amino acids.